Molecule: messenger RNA, 5377 nt
Organism: Pieris brassicae (large cabbage white)
Lineage: Eukaryota; Metazoa; Arthropoda; Insecta; Lepidoptera; Pieridae
Gene: Usp15-31
Product: ubiquitin carboxyl-terminal hydrolase 31
Exons: 14
Coding region: 88-2835 (915 amino acids)
Biological process (GO): protein deubiquitination
Molecular function (GO): cysteine-type deubiquitinase activity
Source: RefSeq, a predicted model, not a curated record
AGUUAAUUAAUGUUUUUAUCUUUCGUAAUUUAUAAAGAUCAUCUUAAUGUUAACUAAAUGUAAAUUUUAGAAGAUUUCUAUUUUAAUAUGUCUGUUAGUAACUUAUCAACAGUGUUAAAAUCAUGUUCAGAAAGUGAAUUGAUAAGUGAAGUUACAGAAUCCAAUAUGACAUCAAAACAGGUGGAAGGAUCCCGACUUAAACGUACUUUUACCUUGCCUCGCAAUCCAUUUGGUACUACUAAACCGAGCUCUAGUAAAAAUAAAGGCAACGAUUCUGACAAUAAGCCCUCCAGUGCAAAUCCAUUGGCCACAACUAAUAAAGAAGAGGGUGGCUUAGAAAGGAAGUUAUUCAGAAGGCCAUCAUGGAAGAUAUUUUUAAACAAAAUAGCUCAGCAUAUGAGUACUGUAAAUACUACUGUUGUAAAAUCUGGUCAAGUGGUUAACAGUGACAGAGUGCCAUGUAGUGGAGAGCCGCCCUGGCCGCCUGGUACUACUCCUGCAGCUACUGGAAUAAAAAACCAUGGCAAUACUUGUUACAUGAAUGCAGUCCUUCAGUGUCUCUCUCACACAGAUGUUAUAGCAGAAUAUUUCGUACUUGAUUUUUAUAAGGUUGAUUUGCAAAAGAGGAAUAAAAUUAACUCAAAAAAGUAUGGUACACGCGGAGAGGUGACUGAGCAAUUAGCUGCGUUGCUGAAGGCAUUGUGGUCUUGUCAUUAUAUACCUGACAUGAGUGUAGCAUUUAAGGCUGCUGUUGAAAGACACGGUACUCAAUAUAGAGGAAAUAGUCAACAUGAUGCGCAAGAAUUUCUCUUUUGGCUUCUUGAUAAAGUUCAUGAAGACUUGAAUACAGCAACCAAGAAAAAAUAUAAGACUAUUAAAAAUACGAUGGGGAAGUCAGAUGAGGUAGUGGCAGCGGAAACGUUGGCUAAUCACGCACGUCGGAACAGUUCCUUUGUACAAGCAGUUUUCCAAGCCCAGUACAGGUCUGCAUUGACAUGUGCGAAAUGCGAGCGAACUUCAUGCACCUUCGAUCCGUUUCACUGCGUCAGUGUACAACUUCCGACACGACCCGCCACCGUGCAGCCUUCACCACUGCCUGUUAAUGUUGUUUAUGUAAACCAACAACCAAGGCAAGUGCGUAUCGGAGUAGAACUUGCGCCCACCGCUACAAUGGACGAGUUGAGAACUUCGUUACACGGAGACACCGGCAUUGACAGGGAGCACAUCAUACUGGCUGAGAUUAAUGAGACUGGUUGGUGUAACGCUCGCAGUGGUUGGGAAGUGGCUGGAAUUGACUUCGGAGCCCUUUACUGUAUGGAGGCCCCACCGCUCCUGCAAACACCAACUACUCCAUAUCUCCUCAUACUUUGGGUUAAUUUAUUGGAAGGCGAACGAUUUGGUUCCCCAUACGCAAUGCAAGUUCCUCGCGAGAUUUCAUAUGAAGAUCUUCAAAAGCUGAUGUUGAAGGAGAUGUGCCAAGUGGUAGCUGAACGGGUGCUGGAAACGGCCCAAGGCACUGAUAUCUUUAAGGCCAGAAUUGCCGAAGCUCAUCGGCCAAGGGACCCAGCGUAUUUGUUGCCUGAGUUGCCACACCCAUUGUUUGCGCUGGACGUGGAACAGGCGCUCUGCGCUCAUGACAAGUAUCCACAUCUGAGGCUGGAACUACUAUGGGACCCCGUACAUAGAGACAGUAUAAUACGCGAGUGGGGUGAAGCGUGUGAGGUGCACGUGUCGGCAGCAGGGGCGGCCGCUCCUUUGACGUUACACGCCUGUCUUGCUCAUUACACGAGGGCGGAACAUCUCGCCCAGGAGGAUGCUUGGAGGUGUCCUCAAUGCCAAAGAUACAUGCCGGUUGUCAAGACGCUCGGUCUAUGGUCUCUUCCUGAUAUCCUUGUUAUACAUUUGAAAAGAUUUCGACAACAGGCUAAGGGUCGGACCAGUACGAAAUUAACAACAAUGGUAGAGUUUCCCCUAAACGACUUUGAUAUGACCCCACACCUGGUCCGAAGAAAUACAACAAAUGUAGAAUCACCUGGUAACUCUCGAUCUCCAAGGCGGAGACACUCCAAGACAAUCCAAAAUCCACAAGACAACAUUUACGAUCUGUAUGCCAUAUGUUACCACCACGGAGACGACUUAGAAACGGGACAUUACACGGCAGCUUGCAAGAACCCAUACGACAAUCACUGGUACAAGUUUGACGACUCCCGAGUGACGGCCGUGGAUGAUGAAAACGCUUACAGCGAACUAGUCAACAACUCCGCUUACAUGCUCUUCUAUAGGCGAAAGAAGGCGAACGUCAUUCACUCCUGUUCCACAGAAGAUAAGGAGCAUUGGGCGCUGCGUAUGCCCAGGUACAAACCGAUCGAGACGCUCAACGAAGUAUCAGAAAUCGAUAAGAACGAAUCGGACGUAGAAGAGAAGAGCGUAGACACGUCCACGACCAGUUCACCCGCGAAGCAAGUGAUACAGUCGCCGACGCUUCAACGGCCGCUUAUAGUGGAAGGAAACGAUAGCGAUUACGAAAACGAACAUACGGAGACGUAUAUACACAAGGACGUGCACGUUAAUCCUAAAAUGACGCCCGUGGAUUUGCGAAGACCAAAAUCUGUGGAUAUCCCUUCUAGGUCCAGUGUGUCCCCGUCGAAUAAUAGAAGCUUUGAAAAUUCCCCCUUAGUCGCGAGUAUAAAUGAGGUGGAAUAUCCGACAACGGAAGACCUGAUGUUGUCUAUGUUCCAAGAGUCGAAAUAUAUUGUACCGAGGCAUCAUAUUAAUGGGGAAUCUCAUAGAACAGCAGAAAAGCCAUCUGUAUGGACAACGAGAAUAUCUACGUGAGACCAGGUGAGCGGAUUCCACUCACAAAUUAGUUUACAUUUGGCCUUAGAUCUGGUAACUUGUAGUUGACAUUGACGCCACAAUUCGCUUUAAACCAUAGAUAUAAAAUGGACUAAGAACACUUGAUACUAAGCGAUUUUUAAGUGUUCCUUACACUUAAAAGUUUAUCUUUAUGCUGUAACUGAUAAAGCUUGCAUUUGCUGGCCCACAAGGCAGCUAAGGCGUAUGUCGUAAAAUUCAGUGGUGCUAAUUCUGUAUAAUUCUCAUCUAAAAAAUCAUAAUAUUACUUCUUUUUACUAUAAGAGAUUAACGGCCUUUUAUAGCGUAGACUAAAGUUGGUUAUUGUUCUCUUUAUAUGAUAACAAAAUCGUAAUCGUUAAUCGUUUUAAAUAAAGCAUAUACAAAACUGGUAUGAAGCAGACUUUCUUCUAAUAAAUUUAUUCGAACUGUUCAGUCUAUUAUUAUAUCUAUGUAGUAAACAAGACAAUCGGCAUGUGCAACAGAAGACGCUGUACGAGGUAUUUAUAAUCAAUAAAUUAGGAUUGCCAAUAGCGAUAGUAUUUUUCUACAUCGAGGCGUUACCUAAGCAUGGCAACUCUGCACGACUGAAAAGUGAAAAAUUGUAAACUCAUUACAGAGUACGAGCUUCCUUAAGUCAUUUCAAAUAACUUGUAUUUAAAGUUUUAUCUCGAGCCUAAUAUAUUGCUUAGCUGCAUACACGGUAUCGAAUAUCAGUUGUUAUUACAAGUCGUAGUUCGUAAUCGUUUAUCUACAGCCUAUAAUGAUAUCCUUUUUUUCUUCAAAAUUCAUUUCGGAUAUUUAAAAUUUACUUUAUUAACAAAAAUAUAUUAAUGAAAUAAUUAAAUAUUGCCUAAGUUUUCUGGUCCCAGUCGAGACGUCAAUACAGUGUGUGCAGCGCAUAGAUGUAUAAUAUAAACAGCAUAAACUUGUAAUUACUUUAGGUAAUACUGUGCCUUCGUUCUAGAGAAGUUGUGAUUUUAAAUAUUUAACACCUAAAUCGAAGAUUAGACAUUGAUAAGCUAUUUGCAGAAACAAUGUAUAUACCGUGGCCUUUUAUAGUUUUGGUAUUGGAUUAUGUAAUGUAUGUGAUCUUAAAUGAAAUUGGCGAACCGCACUUGAAUCGGUACAUAAGUUAUCUGACUUGGUAUCUAGCUAUAAUUUUUUAUAUCAACAAUGCAAUGCUUAAAGGCAAUUUAAAAGUCUACAAACUUGGCCCACAAUUUGGCUAUAUAUCAUUGUUAUAACCCGUAUAAGGGCAUCCUCAUAACCUAAGCUGGUUUUACUUUAUGUUUCGAUAUACGCUAUAGUUUUCGUUUACUCGAAACUUCAAACUUCGGUAACGGUAAUGAUAUCAUCGCAUCGCUAAUUUCGUUCAAGACUACAAUUGACGAUUGGUUCAUGGUUUUGUAUAUACGAAACGCAGGUAAAUGUGUGAAAUGUGAUUUUUUAAUAUAAAUUUUAUUAAAAAUUGAUUUUUAUAAAAGACAAUCGAGUUAAGGGUAAUUGUAAUGUCUCCACUGCAAUUUAUUAUUUUGUCUACGUUUAGCUUUAUAGACAAUUUACUACACGUUAUGUAGGACGCUAUAAAGCUUAAACUAAUAUCAGUUUAACUAGUCUAACUACAAUAUUAUUGUCACUUAACAUGACUGAAGUAGUAAUGAAGGUACUAAAAAAAUCUUUUCUGUUGUACCCUCUUUCGAUAUUUUGUGUCGAUGCUAAAGUUUUUCACACAAAAAUAAUUUUUAAAUAGUAUUUAAAGUAAAUUAAAUUUAAGGAUAAUUAUUACGUAAUGUGGACGUGUAGUGACAAUCGUAUUGUUAAGACUUAAAUUUUAUAGUAACCCUGCAGCUUUAUGUUUUUUUAAACAAUCAAGAAGGCUCUCAAUUUAGUGUUAGUGAUAAACGACCAAUCAAACUCAUAUUUAUUAACUAAUAUACAGCUGUAUACUCGAAAUUAUAGGAUUUUGUAGAAGUUAAAUCUCAGGUUACCUUAUAAUGGAAAUGUACUGGACAAGAUGUUUGCAAAGUUCGUUUAGAUUGACGAACUCCAACAACUGGUUCAUCAGCUCCAUGAAUUUAAGCAGACGGUAGUACUACGUACAAUAUUUAUGAUAGGUAUGCAGUGCCUCUUUUGAUGCGGGAAACUAACACAAAUUGGUGAAAUAAUUGGACCGAACACCUUGUCCAGUAAAAUAUGAUGGUUUCCCUUUCAUACUACGGAUUAUAAAAAAAACUGUACUAAUUUUAUUAGCUACACAUAGUUAAUAAGUUAUAAUAAAAGAGUUUAAAUAAUAGUGAAAUUGUGUAUCUAAUAAAUUAUAAUAACCAAAUGGUGACAUGGUUGUCUGUUAACUUGACAAUUGACAUCUAUUAAAAUAAAUCCGUUGUGUGUGAGUGAAACGUUACUAUAUAAUAUAAGAUGUGGUCGGUUUAUCUCAAUUGUAUUAAGUUCGUUGUUUUAAUUUAAAAAUGUUUAUUUUUUAUCUUUAUCACGUUAUGUUUAAAUAAAAGUGUUAUGUGCA